UCAGUUACGGCAGUUGCAAUGUAAUCUUGUCUCACUCUUUCCACUAUCCAAAACUCCAACUCAAAGCAUCAUUUUUCCUUAGAUUCUUCUCCCCACAAAUUUUGCCACAUAAAUAAACACGAACCCUAAUUUCAUUUUUCUCAAUUUCCCCUCCUUAUAAAAUUUACAGUUUAAUGGCGUCUUCUUCUUCACCAAUUCUUCUCACUUCAAACCCCAAUUUGAUAUCCUCUAACCAUAAGAAACCUUAUAAAACCCUCACUUUAAAACGAAUCCAAAUCCCUAAUUUCAAUACACAAUUUAACAAAAACUCUUCUUUGAUUUCGUUUCAAUUGAGUAGAAGGAAGGGGGUUAUUGUUAGUGCUUCUCUAGGAGAAACAGAAAAGGAAGAGAAGAAGAAUGAAUUUCCUGCUGCUGCUGCUACUUCUGUUGUUGGCGAAGAUUCAGCUUUUUUUGAUUUGGGUGAACAAAAGAUUAUAUCUUGGGUUUAUUUUACUGGGAUUCUAGGAGUUGUUUUGUUUGCUCUUGAUGUGAUUUGGAUUGAUUCAACAAAUGGGUUUGGACUUGGUAAAGCUUUUGUUGAUUCUGUUUCUAAGGUUUCUGAAAGUCAUGAGAUUGUAAUGCUGAUCCUUAUUUUUAUUUUCGCGGCUGUCCAUAGUGGUCUGGCUAGUUUACGGGAAUCAGGAGAGAAACUAAUUGGGGAACGUGCUUUCCGUGUUCUGUUCGCAGGGAUCUCUCUUCCUUUAGCAGUUAGUACUGUUGUGUACUUCAUUAAUCACCGGUACGAUGGAAUGCAAUUAUGGCAACUUCAGACACUUCCAGGGCUUCACCAACUUGUCUGGAUCUCAAAUUUUGUCUCCUUCUUUUUUCUUUACCCCUCGACCUUUAAUCUAUUAGAAGUCGCAGCAGUUGAUAAGCCUAAAUUGCAUCUUUGGGAGACUGGAAUCAUGAGAAUAACCAGGCACCCUCAGAUGGUUGGGCAAGUCAUGUGGUGCUUAGCUCACACAAUCUGGAUUGGCAACUCUGUAGCAGUGGCAACCUCUAUUGGUCUAAUAGGACACCAUCUGUUUGGUGUAUGGAAUGGUGACAGGAGACUUUCUUCGCGGUAUGGAGAAGCAUUUGACAUUGUGAAGAGUAGAACGAGUGUCGUCCCAUUUGCAGCUAUAAUAGAUGGCCGUCAAAAGUUACCCAAAGAUUAUUACAAGGAAUUUAUUAGAUUACCGUAUCUGACAAUCACCGGGCUGACUCUAGGUGCAUAUUUCGCUCAUCCAUUAAUGCAGGCAGCAAGUUUUCGGCUUCAUUGGUAAGAGAAAAAGUUUGAAAAGAUGGCCUUUCUUUUGUUCCUCCAUAUAUAGCCAACACGGUUCAAAUUGUAUAUACUAUAUAUCUUAUGACUAUACUGCUUAUGAUGCUCAUUCAAUCCAUCCAUCCUCGGAAUGGUUAGAAAUAUCCAUAGAUGCAACUAAGUAUAGACAGCAUUGAUCAUAUGUAUAAAAGUUUUCAAAAGAAAAUAUAUCAAAUUGAGCACGUAUAGCAGUAAAGGCAUACUAGAGAUGAUGGUACGAAGACGAUUUAUAUAGGACUGCUGCUGAAUAUGUCACUCUUGCUGUGCAAGUGAAUUGCGCUACUAGAGUAAUCGAAGUAGUUGUGAUUACCAGUUUACCACCACACAAAUGACUGCCGAUGUAACUGUAAAAUAAUCACCGCAGAAUCAGGAGACAGACACAGCGAAGAGAGCUGGAGAUCUGAAGGAGUUGGCAGAUUGAGGAGUGUGAGCUAGGAUUACAGAGAGGAAACUAAUAACACUGAGUGCAUUCCUUUACUCAAAUACAAAGUUGUAAACCCUUUGUAAAUUUUAACCUCGUUGAUUGACAGUAAGAAUUCGAAUUCGUUAAUUACUUUGUGGAAAUAGGUGUUGGUUGAACCACAUAAAUAACAUGUGUCAUUUGCUUUGCA
Papaver somniferum (opium poppy) is the source of this 1953-nucleotide messenger RNA. Its product is annotated as 15-cis-zeta-carotene isomerase, chloroplastic-like. NCBI's taxonomy places the organism in Eukaryota, Viridiplantae, Streptophyta, Magnoliopsida, Ranunculales, Papaveraceae. Gene Ontology annotation, molecular function: 9,15,9'-tri-cis-zeta-carotene isomerase activity. The record is from RefSeq and is a predicted model, not a curated record. Gene Ontology annotation, biological process: carotene biosynthetic process. The coding region runs from base 174 to 1304 and encodes 376 amino acids. Gene Ontology annotation, cellular component: chloroplast. The transcript is spliced from 4 exons.